AUGGGUGAAGAUCAGCCUAGAUAUAAAGUGAGAAACAAAAAGGAGGCCGAGGAUCCGAUAAGAUACAGAACCCAUGGAACAUCGUUUUACAAUUUGAGGCUUCCAGAGAAUUAUCGAUUGGGAAAUCAAGCGAUUUAUCAGAAUCCAUUAAUCAAUUUUGUCAUUGGAGCAAAGAGAUUGUCGCUGGCCUUUGGUGUGAUAGGUGUGUUAUUUGCAUAUCUUAUGGACCGAACAGGAAUUGUGUGGCCCCAGAUAUCUGAAGCAGUGGCAAUAAUAAGUCUAAUUCCAUUUCCAGUUCUACUAUACCUUUACCAACCUUACGUGGCUCGAGUGUUUAGAAUAUAUGACACAAAGAAACCUCAGACGAUGGAGAACUUAAUCAAAGAUGAGAAAAUCCUUCUUGAGAAAAUUAACUGGAAUGGCUUCAAAACUUACAAUGAAUUGGUGCGUGUAGAUUCAUUAAGGGCCCCGGAUAAAAAUGACUAUGAGAGUAGGUUUGGCUAUGUGAAUUUGGUUAGUGAGGACCCAAAGACGGGGUUAAAAAUGUACUAUUACAUCAAUGACGGCUUUGGCAACGUUAAGAUGGACAGAAUAAUGGCAAUCUCUGAGAGAAAGGCUGGCGUUAAUAAUGGAAGGGAUUUCUUCGAUAACUGA
Brettanomyces nanus is the source of this 654-nucleotide messenger RNA. RefSeq lists its product as uncharacterized. Lineage: Eukaryota; Fungi; Ascomycota; Pichiomycetes; Pichiales; Pichiaceae. The coding region runs from base 1 to 654 and encodes 217 amino acids. The record is from RefSeq and is a predicted model, not a curated record. The transcript has a single exon.